Molecule: messenger RNA, 1101 nt
Organism: Brassica napus (rape)
Lineage: Eukaryota; Viridiplantae; Streptophyta; Magnoliopsida; Brassicales; Brassicaceae
Product: transcription factor ORG3-like
Exons: 2
Coding region: 131-877 (248 amino acids)
Biological process (GO): regulation of transcription by RNA polymerase II
Cellular component (GO): RNA polymerase II transcription regulator complex
Molecular function (GO): protein dimerization activity; RNA polymerase II transcription regulatory region sequence-specific DNA binding; DNA-binding transcription factor activity, RNA polymerase II-specific
Source: RefSeq, a predicted model, not a curated record
UUGGUUAAUACUAUCUCUAUAUAUAUAUGUGUCGCAGGUCAAUCAUAUUCCACAUAUAUUUCAGGACAAUACCAACCAAAAAAGCUUCAACAGAAAAAGCUAAAAAAAAUUUGUCUUUAAUCAAGCAAAAAUGUGUGCAUUGGGCUCUCCAUUGUUCCCAAACUUUGGGUGGGAGUCAACGGGAGAGUACGAGAGCUACAACAUUGUCGGAGAUAACAAUAGCAAAGAGUUGCUUGACUUUCAGGUACCGAAGACGUAUGGAAUGGUUCAUCGUCAGACCAGCUUAGGGGUUACUGUUUCGUCGGAGGUAAAUGGAAUAGACAACAAUUCAAUCGUUAUCAAGAAGCUUAUUCACAAUGCUAAUGAGCGUAACCGUCGCAAGAAAACCAACUCUUUGUUCUCAACUCUUCGUUCAUGUCUUCCAGGCUCUGAUGAGCGGCUAAGUAAUCCUCAGACGAUUUCGCGGAGCAUGCAGUACAUACCGGAGCUGAAAGAGCAAGUGAAGAAGCUAACACAAAAGAAGGAAAACCUCUUGUUGCGAAUAUCGCGUCAAAGAGAACGUUACGUUAUGCCGCAGCCGAAGGUGGUUUCUAGUUAUGUCUCCACCGUUUUUGCGACUGAGCUUAGAGACAACGAAGUGAUGGUCCAAAUCUCAUCGUCCAAAAAUCAUAAUUUUUCGAUAUAUAAUGUGCUGAGUGGACUAGAAGAAGAUGGGUUUGUUCUCGUGGAUGUUUCAUCUUCAAAUCCUCGCGGAGAACGACUCUUCUAUACUUUGCAUCUUCAAGUGGACAAGAUUGAUAAUUACAAGCCAAUUUGCGAAGAGUUAAGUCAAAGAGUUUUGUUCUUGUAUGAGAAAUGUGGAAACUCGUUUAAAUGAUAUUUGUUCUUGUUUUGAAACUUUUAUAUAAGGCUGUUGCAUUUCCAUUUGGUUCACGCCCCCGCAAACGAGCACCAUAUUGUAAAUAAUUUAAAUUUAUUAAAUAAUGAUUUUUUUCCUUUUCUGAAAGAAUAAAGAUUAAGAAUUUAAAUAAUGAAUUUUAAAGCUAAACUAGAUCUAGAUCCGCGCGUCCGUGCGGGUCUUUCAUUUCAUUAUGGAUCAAA